Misgurnus anguillicaudatus (oriental weatherfish) is the source of this 2327-nucleotide messenger RNA. RefSeq names its product 5-aminoimidazole-4-carboxamide ribonucleotide formyltransferase/IMP cyclohydrolase (gene atic). Gene Ontology annotation, cellular component: cytosol. The record is from RefSeq and is a predicted model, not a curated record. Gene Ontology annotation, molecular function: phosphoribosylaminoimidazolecarboxamide formyltransferase activity; IMP cyclohydrolase activity. Gene Ontology annotation, biological process: 'de novo' IMP biosynthetic process. Lineage: Eukaryota; Metazoa; Chordata; Actinopteri; Cypriniformes; Cobitidae.
ACAUUUCCCGGCAUGCAUCUGUCCGGAAUCAAACUAUAUAUCCACGUGUUUUGAUUAAGAGCGCGCGGUGCACGAGACACUACAGACAACAGUCGCACUUUCCACUGGUUUACACGCUUUACACUGGUUUACACUGCAGGAUGGCGUCUGAAUUGGCUUUACUGAGUGUUUCAGAUAAAACAGGACUGGUGGAGUUUGCCAGGCGACUGGUGGCAGUGGGUCUGUCCUUAGUGGCAUCAGGAGGAACCGCCAAAACUUUGAGAGAUGCUGGACUUGCUGUCAGGGAUGUAUCAGAGCUCACAGGAUUUCCAGAGAUGCUCGGAGGACGAGUAAAGACCCUUCAUCCUGCGGUCCACGGUGGGAUUCUGGCCAGACAAACUCCCUCUGAUAAAGCUGAUAUGGAAAAACUUGGGUUUAGUCUUGUCAGAGUGGCCGUGUGCAAUCUUUACCCGUUUGUGAAGACCGUCGCAUCCCCCAAUGUGACCGUGGAAGACGCUGUUGAGCAGAUUGAUAUCGGUGGAGUGACCCUCAUACGAGCGGCAGCAAAAAAUCAUGCCAGAGUGACCGUAGUCUGUGAUCCGUCCGAUUAUGCCGCUGUUGCCAAAGAAAUGGAGUCAUCCGAGGACCACGACACCACUGUUGAAACACGCAAAACCCUCGCACUGAAGGCCUUCACACACACCGCUCAGUACGACGAGGCCAUCUCUGAUUACUUCAGACGAGAAUACAGUCGAGGAAUUUCCCAGCUGCCCCUGCGGUACGGCAUGAACCCACAUCAAGCUCCAGCUCAGCUCUACACGCUCCGAUCUGCUCUUCCUCUUACAGUGGUCAAUGGAUCUCCAGGCUUCAUUAAUCUGUGUGAUGCUCUCAACGCCUGGCAGCUGGUGAGAGAGUUAAAGAAAGCUCUUGGGUUGCCAGCGGCCACUUCGUUUAAACAUGUCAGCCCUGCAGGAGCUGCUGUUGGUGUCCCAUUGAGUGAAGAAGAGGCAAAGGUGUGUAUGGUAAACGAUCUGCUUAAAGAUCUCACCCCCCUCGCCACUGCAUACGCAAGAGCCAGAGGUUCUGAUAGGAUGUCCUCCUUUGGAGACUUUAUUGCUUUGUCUGACAUCUGUGAUGUCGCCACCGCCAAGAUCAUCUCGAGAGAGGUGUCGGAUGGGAUUAUUGCGCCCGGUUACGAUGAGGAGGCGCUACGAAUUCUCUCCAAAAAGAAAAACGGAAACUAUUGCGUCCUUCGGAUGGACCCCGAGUAUGAACCAGAUGAAGAUGAGGUCCGGGUGCUUUUUGGUUUGUACCUUAAACAGAAGAGAAAUGGAGCGGUCAUUGAUAAGGAGCUCUUUAGCAACAUUGUGUCCAAGGGGAAGCUGUCUGAAAAUGCUCUGCGAGAUCUUAUCGUGGCCAGCAUUGCUGUGAAGUUUACUCAGUCCAACUCCGUGUGCUAUGCAAAAGAUGGUCAGGUGAUUGGCAUUGGUGCCGGGCAGCAGUCGCGCAUCCACUGCACGCGGCUCGCAGGAGACAAAGCUGAUAACUGGUGGCUCAGACAUCAUCCACGAGUGCUCGGUAUGAAGUUUCGCAGCGGAGUUAAACGUGCCGAGAUGGCCAAUGCCAUUGAUCAGUACGUCAGUGGGACAAUUGGAGAGGGUCCAGAUCUGGAUCUUUGGAAAGGUCUGUUUGAAGAAGCUCCUGAAACACUAUCUGAGAUGGAGAAGAAGAACUGGAUAAGUUCUCUGCAAGCUGUGGCUCUCAGUUCUGAUGCGUUCUUUCCCUUCCGGGACAACGUUGACCGGGCCAAACGGAGCGGUGUGGAAUACAUUGCGGCUCCUUCAGGCUCUACUGCUGAUGAGAUCGUCAUUAAUGCUUGCAAUGAACUGGGCAUCACUUUAGUCCACACCAGCCUCCGUCUCUUCCAUCACUGAGAAGCUUUGCAGAACUACUUGUUUCACACCAGCAUCACAGAAGUUUAGGGCUUCUUUCAUAUCCGUUACUUAAACGGCAAGUUGCAACUAGUUAGCAGCAAAAUAUGUUACAAUAAACUUAUAGUUAAAGAAGAUAGUGAAGCUUUACAGGCAAAGUUACUAUCUUCAAAGCCUAACAUGAUUGACAUUCCUGCUGAAUUGAAUAGCUGCUCAGAAUAGUAUGAUCUAUUCAUGCUUCAUUUUUUUGUUGCUUCAUAUUUUGCAAACCCAUGCUUAUGCUGCUGUUUAAAAAAAUGAAUAUUUGCAAUGUACAUUGUCAUGUUUUCUGAAGCUAAUACUGUAACACUCCCAGAUACAUUCCUUAUUGUCUGUAGUGUCCUAUGAGCAUUACGUAAUAAAUACAAUAGAUUCAAA